Messenger RNA from Pyrus x bretschneideri (Chinese white pear), 3844 nucleotides. Its product is annotated as CRM-domain containing factor CFM2, chloroplastic. Gene Ontology annotation, biological process: RNA splicing, via transesterification reactions. The record is from RefSeq and is a predicted model, not a curated record. The transcript is spliced from 13 exons. Bases 63 to 3419 code for a protein of 1118 amino acids. Gene Ontology annotation, molecular function: mRNA binding. Lineage: Eukaryota; Viridiplantae; Streptophyta; Magnoliopsida; Rosales; Rosaceae.
UCGAAAGCGUUCACCCGCUUGAAACUUGAUACCCUGCAACCGUCGGAGAGCUGAGCAAUGAAAUGUCGCCGCCGAUGAGUCUCUCUGCAACUCACCUUACCACUUCUCGCUUCCCGCCAAAAACCAUAACCGACCACCCAUCACUCUCUCCCUUCUUUUCCUUUCCCAGAACCCUCCCCUCCCAAAAUCCUAAAUCCUCUAAAUUCACCAUUCGGAGCUCCGCCGCCGACACCAAAACACUUGCGCCCAAGUCUGCCAUUCAGAGAAUCGCCGAGAAGCUCCGAAGCCUCGGGUUCACCGAGAGCACCCAAAAUCCCGACAGGCAGCCCGAUACGAAGUCUGCCGGGGAAAUCUUUGUUCCGAUUCCGGAGAAAUUGCCCAAGUACCGGGUCGGGCACACGCUAGAUGCAAGCUGGAGCACGCCCGAGAACGCGGUCCCAGAACCGGGUACCGGCGGAGCGAUUGCGAGGUUUCAUGAGUUGAGGCGGGAGGUGAAGAAGCAGAAGGAAUUAGAGAGGGAGGAGAGGAAGGGGAAGGGGGAGGGGAGGGUUCCGACAUUGGCGGAGCUGAGAUUGGGGAAGGGUGAGUUGAGGCGGCUAACGACGGUUGGGCUUGGGCUGAGGAAGAAGCUGAAGAUUGGGAAGGCUGGGAUUACUGAAGGGAUUGUGAAUGGGAUUCACGAGAACUGGCGGCGGUCGGAGGUUGUGAAGAUUGUGUGUGAGGAUUUGUGUAGGUUGAACAUGAAGAGGACUCAUGACUUGUUGGAGAGAAAAACUGGAGGGCUGGUUGUCUGGAGGGCUGGAAGUAAGAUAAUUUUGUAUAGGGGGGUGAACUAUAAGUAUCCAUACUUUUUGCGUGACAAUGUUUGCGAAGAUUCAAUGAGCGAGGCUAACUCUAAUGCACUACCUGAUACACACAUCAAUGAUGGAGGAAAUGAGAGCGGUACAUCCAGCAAAAAUGAUGUAAACUCUGCUAUAGUACCAAGUACAAGCUAUGAACAAGCUCAACCAGGAUUAGUACAAGGUGUUGGUUUGCCAGGUAGAGUUCGGUUUCAACUUCCGGGCGAGGCACAACUUUCAGAAGAAAAUGACAGCAUGUUAGAGGGACUGGGGCCGCGGUUUACUGAUUGGUGGGGUUACGAACCUCUUCCCGUUGAUGCUGACCUUCUACCAGCCAUUGUUCCUGGAUACAGGAAACCUUUCCGCCUUCUUCCCUAUGGUCUGAAGCCUAAACUAACAGAUGAUGAAAUGACCACAAUAAGAAGACUCGGCCGACCCUUACCAUGUCAUUUUGCAUUGGGCAGAAAUAGAAAUCUUCAGGGUUUGGCUGCUUCCAUUGUCAAACUCUGGGAAAAAUGUGAGAUUGCCAAAAUAGCUGUUAAAAGAGGGGUACAGAACACUAAUAGCGAGAUGAUGGCUGAAGAGUUAAAGAGGCUGACUGGCGGAACUCUGCUUGCUCGGGACAGGGAAUUUAUAGUUUUGUAUAGGGGAAAGGAUUUUCUGCCACCUGCAGUUUCGUCUGCAAUAGAAGAGCGGAGGAGGCAUGCAAUACGUGUUGAGCGUAGUACCUCAGUUCCAUCUAGACAGGAUCUUGAACCCAGUAUCGAGCCAGAAAAUAAACAUGUCUGGAUCGAUGAUCAUAAAAUGGGGCUUCCAUCCGCAAGAAAGCUAAAGUCUACCGAGGCAGCUGUCGAUAGGACUAGCAUUAAAUUGUCCAUGGCUUUAGAAAAGAGAGUAAAGGCAGAAAAACUUCUAGCGGAUCUGGAGAACGCAGCGACCCCCCAACAACCGGAAAUAGAUAAAGAAGGUAUUACUAAAGAAGAAAGAUAUAUGCUAAGGAAGGUUGGCUUGAGAAUGAAGCCUUUCCUACUGAUGGGAAGGCGAGGAGUAUUUGAUGGAACAAUUGAAAACAUGCAUCUUCAUUGGAAGUACAGGGAACUCGUUAAGAUAAUAUCUAAUGAGAAAAGCAUCGAAGCUGUUCACCAAGUAGCACAAACCUUAGAGGCAGAAAGUGGUGGGAUACUAGUGGCAGUGGAGAGAGUGAGUAAGGGUUAUGCAAUUAUUGUGUAUCGCGGAAAAAAUUAUAGCAGGCCUGCUUCUUUGAGACCUCAGACACUUCUGACUAAAAGAGAAGCAAUGAAACGUUCUAUUGAGGCACAGCGUCGUGAGUCUUUGAAACUUCAUGUUUUAAAGCUUAAUGAAAACAUAGCUGAAUUGAAGCUUCAAUUGAAUAAAGAAAAGGAAUCAGACAAUACGCACUCGGUUAACGAAUCAAGAACUCAAUUGGCUAGAGACAAACAAGAAGCUCAUGUGAUUCCCAUAAGUUUGAAUGAUGGAGUGGCACCUGUUGUGAACGGUCAAUUAGCCACGCAACAAGACAAUAUGACGAGUUUCUCUCCGACCUGUGACGAGGGUGAAUCUGGGAAAGUUGAGCCAGGAUCUUCAAAUGAAUCAGUUACAAAUGAAGAGGAUGACACUAGUACAGUUGAGACAGGAUCUUCAAAUGAAUCAGUUACAUAUGAAAGUCGUGCAAAUUCACUCAAGGAUAUAAAUGGAGAAGUUGAAGACUUCCCAUCUACGUGUUGUUCCGAAGAUGUUCUGGCUAGAAACAAACAAGAAGUUCAUGUGACUCCCAUGAAAUUGGAAGAUAGAACGGGCACUGUAGUAGACGGUCAGGUAGCCACACAACAGGAUAAAGUCCUUACUUUCUCUUCGAUCUGGGGUGAGGAUGAAAAUGGUAAAGCUGAGCCAGUAUCUUCCAGUGAACCAACUAGAAAUGAAACGCAUGCAAAUUUGCUCAAGGAUGUAAAUGGAGAGGAGGGAGUCCCCGUCUCUAAAUCUUUCUCGACAAACCGUUUGAGCAGUUCAGCAACUGUGGUCAAACAUCGUUGCAUUUCUGAUAAUGAGGCCAGGGACUCAUCACGCAGACCUGGCAAUAGUGAAUCAGAACCAUCAGUCCCAGUACUGGUAAGAAAGAAUUUUAAUGAGAGGCCCUCGAAGGCAGUUCGUCUUUCCAACAAUGAGAGGCUUCUUCUGCGAAAACAAGCCCUCAAGAUGAAAAACCGCCCUGUGAUAGCAGUUGGAAGGAGCAACAUUGUAACUGGUGUUGCUAAAACAAUCAAGGCGCACUUUGAGAAGCACCCUCUUGCGAUAGUGAACGUCAAGGGCAGAGCAAAAGGAACUUCGGUCAGGGAAGUUGUUUUCAAACUGGAGCAAGCAACGGGUGCGGUUUUAGUCUCCCAGGAGCCUAGCAAAGUUAUACUUUACAGGGGCUGGGGCGCAGGAGACAAUCCUCGCCGUAAUGGAAGUAACACGGGGAAAAAUGCUUCUACUCGGGGUGCUGUGUCUCCCGAACUCCUGGCGGCAAUAAGACUCGAGUGCGGUUUUAAAUCUCGCGAAGGCGAAGAUGCAGCUGCUUAGGUUGGAAUCUUAGCUUGUGCCAGAAGGUACCGCUGGAUCAUCUAUCCCUUGAUCAUUGCCUACGGUAGAAAGCUUGCACCUACACACACAGUCACCGAAGCCGAUGAUCAUCUUAAGAGCGUGAGUAGACUCCGGAAUUCAUCUGUUCUUACCUCUUUUGGCAUCUCAAAUUCCAGGAAUUGUGGAGAUGAUAACUUUGGAAUGGUUAAUAACCUUCGUACAUAGAUUGAUUUAGUGCUUCAAGAAGAGAAAUGCAGGCAUUCCGUCGACACUUUACAUCCAAUGACCGGAAGUUUAACGCUAGAAGUCCAGAGAGCUGGUUGAGUUGAGGUUCAGAUUAGGUUUAGUCAAGUUGUAAACUCAGAAGACACCCUCUGUAUCUGUGAAUUUUCGAAACAUUUAUAAACAUUCAUCAAAUUUUGAUU